AUGGUAAACUUAGCUAAUGUUUUAACCAAUGCGACUGCAGCUACGCUGAGUGCAUGGUCUAAUGCAGUUCCGUUAGAGACAUAUUUUCAUUUUGAUGAGGCAUCCGGAUUCGGGGACUACUAUUUGAAUGUAUCUGUAAUCUGGGCGAACGAGAGCCUUUAUGAAACCAGGAUUGUCCCAGCUAUUAUCAAUGUCCGAGAAUGGCUUGACGAUAUGGAGGCAAACGAACCUACAGCUAGCCUAAGCAACCCAUACGGUACUUCAAGCUACGAUGCUACCCCCACAAUAGAACCUAUUAGUGAAGUGCAAGAAGAAACUGGAUUCAACGCCUUACGGAAGCGCAUUAACUGUGGCUGGUUCUGUGGAAGCAGCAUUCAUUGUUCUGGAAUAUUAGCUCCUUGCAAGAAAUAUGCUUCCUAUCCAUAA
Molecule: messenger RNA, 426 nt
Organism: Saccharomyces eubayanus
Lineage: Eukaryota; Fungi; Ascomycota; Saccharomycetes; Saccharomycetales; Saccharomycetaceae
Exons: 1
Coding region: 1-426 (141 amino acids)
Source: RefSeq, a predicted model, not a curated record